GAUAAAAUGUCAAUUUUUCGAAAUUCAUCUUUUUUUAGUGCAGCUACGCGACCAUUUCUAAAGACAAAGGAAGCCUCUUGAUAAUAUACAAAAAAAAUCAACGCCUGGAGAUUUUGCUUUAGCCAAGCCUUCUAAUACUGCAGAAUAUGUACUUUCUACCAUAGACCAAGUUGUAAAUUGGUCUCGUCAGGGCUCGAUUUGGCCUAUGACUUUUGGUUUAGCGUGUUGUGCAGUUGAAAUGAUGCACAUGGCAGCAGCUAGAUAUGACCAAGAUCGCAUUGGAAUUGUAUUUCGUGCAUCUCCUCGUCAGUCCGAUGUUAUGAUUGUAGCAGGUACAUUAACUAAUAAAAUGGCUCCUCCAUUAAGAAAAGUUUAUGAUCAGAUGCCUGAACCUCGAUGGGUAAUUUCUAUGGGUUCUUGCGCAAAUGGUGGAGGAUAUUAUCAUUAUUCCUAUAGUGUUGUUAGAGGAUGUGACCGAAUUGUUCCCGUAGACAUUUAUGUUCCCGGAUGCCCUCCGACAGCAGAGGCGCUAAUGUAUGGUGUAUUACAACUGCAGAAGAAAAUGAGGCGCUCUAGGACUACUCAACUUUGGUAUCGUAAGUAACCAAGUUGGUAACUCAACAUAUGUUUCUUAUUUAUAAAUAUUAGUAAAUUACGAAGCAAUAAUUUAAGGGUAAAUUUAAUGAUUGCAUAUAUGACGUAUGCCAUAUUUCAUGCGCUCUAUAUGCAAGGAUAAAAGAAUACUUAACCAAAUGUUUCUGUCACUAAUAAUUGUAUUCAAAUAAACAUUUUAAUUUCUUGUAUGCCAAGAACUUGUACAAAAUUUUAUUACUUAGAUGUAAUAAAAAGGUAAUGAUUAAUC
Rhizophagus irregularis DAOM 181602=DAOM 197198 is the source of this 862-nucleotide messenger RNA. The record is from RefSeq and is a predicted model, not a curated record. Lineage: Eukaryota; Fungi; Glomeromycota; Glomeromycetes; Glomerales; Glomeraceae.